Pipistrellus nathusii (Nathusius's pipistrelle) is the source of this 1563-nucleotide messenger RNA. Lineage: Eukaryota; Metazoa; Chordata; Mammalia; Chiroptera; Vespertilionidae. The record is from the annotation of a GenBank genome assembly.
AUGCCCCUGGAGCUGACUCAGAGCCGGGUGCAGAAGAUCUGGAUCCCGAUCGACCACCGCCCCUCGCUGCCCAGAACCUGUGGGCCAAAGCUGACCAACUCCCCAACAGUGAUUGUCAUGGUUGGCCUCCCAGCCCGGGGUAAGACCUACAUAUCCAAGAAGCUGACUCGCUACCUCAACUGGAUUGGUGUCCCCACGAAAGUGUUCAACGUUGGAGAGUACCGCCGGGAGGCUGUGAAGCACUACAGCUCCUACAACUUCUUCCGCCCUGACAACGAGGAGGCCAUGAGAGUCCGGAAGCAGUGUGCCCUCGCUGCCUUGAGAGACGUCAAAAGUUACCUGAUGAAGGAAGGGGGCCAAAUUUCAGUUUUCGAUGCCACCAACACCACUAGGGAGAGGAGACACAUGAUCCUUAACUUUGCCAAAGAGAAUGAUUUCAAGGUGUUUUUCAUCGAGUCGGUGUGCGAUGACCCUACGGUUGUGGCCUCCAACAUUAGGGAAGUGAAAAUCUCCAGCCCGGAUUACAGAGACUGCAACUCAGCAGAGGCCAUGGAGGACUUCAUGAAGAGAAUUAACUGCUAUGAAGCCAGCUAUCAGCCCCUCGACCCUGACAAAUAUGACAGGGACCUGUCCCUGAUCAAGGUGAUCGACGUGGGCCGGCGGUUCCUGGUGAACAGAGUUCAGGACCACAUCCAGAGCCGAAUCGUGUACUACCUGAUGAACAUCCACGUGCAGCCUCGCACCAUCUACCUAUGUCGGCACGGAGAGAGCGAGCACAACCUCCAGGGGAAGAUCGGAGGGGACUCAGGCCUGUCCGUCAGGGGCAGGAAGUUUGCCAACGCCCUGAGCAAAUUUGUGGAGGAGCAGAACCUGAAGGACCUCAAGGUGUGGGCCAGCCAGCUGAAGAGCACCAUCCAGACGGCUGAAGCCCUUCAGCUUCCCUAUGAACAGUGGAAAGCGCUCAAUGAAAUUGACGCUGGUGUCUGUGAGGAGAUGACCUACGAGGAGAUCAAGGACACCUACCCUGAGGAGUACGCUCUGCGCGAGCAGGACAAGUACUACUACCGGUACCCCACUGGGGAGUCUUAUCAGGACCUGGUCCAGCGCCUGGAGCCAGUGAUCAUGGAGCUGGAGCGGCAGGAGAAUGUGCUGGUCAUUUGCCACCAGGCUGUCCUGCGCUGCCUGCUGGCCUACUUCCUGGAUAAGAGUGCAGAGGAAAUGCCUUACCUGCGAUGCCCCCUUCACACCGUCCUGAAGCUGACGCCGGUCGCUUAUGGCUGCCGUGUAGAAUCCAUCUACCUGAAUGUGGAGUCCGUGAACACACACCGGGAGAGGUCAGAGGACGCAAAGAAGGGACCUAACCCACUCAUGAGACGCAAUAGUGUCACCCCACUAGCCAGCCCCGAGCCCACCAAAAAGCCUCGCAUCAACAGCUUUGAGGAGCAUGUGGCCUCUGCCUCCGCUUCCCUGCCCAACUGCCUGCCCACGGAGGUGCCCGCGCAGCUGCCUGGACAAAACAUGAAUGGCUCCCGGAGCAGUGUCGACUCCUCCCCGACGCACUGA